AUGCCAGUGCUGGAGGUGAUCUGCAGCCUGAUUGGCUGGUUCGUUCUCUACCUGUUGUUCUGCUGGACGUUCUCUGACCGACGGCCCGAGUGGAACUGUCGGCUGGUUACUCUGUCUCAUGGGGUCUUCAUCGUGCUGCUGACGGCCUACGUCAUCUUCAUAGAUGGACCCUGGCCCCUGACACACGCAGGCACAGAAAACACUGAGCUGCAGACGUUCUCCCUGUCCGUCUGCCUGGGCUACUUCUUCUUUGACAUGGGCUGGUGCAUAUGUAACCGAACGGAGGGUCCCGUCAUGCUGGCACACCAUGCUGCGAGCAUCGUCGGCAUUCUUCUGGCUUUACUCAUGGGGGAGUCGGGUUGUGAGACCUGUGCAGUAAUCUUCGGCAGCGAGAUCACCAACCCCCUGCUGCAGACCCGCUGGUUCCUCCGAAAGUUGGACCUGUACGACAGUCUUCUGGGCGACGCUGUGGACCUACUCUUCAUCUUUCUGUUUGCCACUGUGCGAGUGGGAGUGGGCACGGCGAUGUUUUACUGUGAGCUCACCUCUCCCAGGACUUCCCUGAUAAUGAAAGUGGGUGGCGUGGUCAUGUAUGGACUAGCCUGGGUGUUCAUGGUGGAUAUUGCCAAAUUUGGUUACAAGAAAAGUAAGGCCAAGUAUAAACGAUGGUGGGACAACCACACGCUGAAAGAAAAGAACAAAAACACUGGAUGAGCUUUUAGACAUCAUCCCAAGGGUGACUGAACUCAUAACUCCUGCAGGGACGAAGUCUUACAAAGCUCUAUUGUUGCCUCUAUAAUAUGUCUACCAAAGCAAAGUAAGACACUUGAUGCCACAGUAACCACUAUGAGGUUACUUCUUUGUUAAAGGGUUCUAUGUUAAGUAAUGUAAGAGUCUGAUUGAGCUAUCUCCACUUAGCAUUCUAAAAGAACAGGAGGUGAUGGCCUGCAAAAACAGCCUGGAACCAGCACGUUCGGCCAAAGCUCAGGGCUCCUUAAAAACCUCAGUAUUUGACUUAUUGGGCAUGGUUUAA
Notolabrus celidotus (New Zealand spotty) is the source of this 1033-nucleotide messenger RNA. It is a transcript of the gene tlcd5b, whose product is annotated as TLC domain containing 5b. Gene Ontology annotation, cellular component: membrane. The coding region runs from base 1 to 714 and encodes 237 amino acids. The record is from RefSeq and is a predicted model, not a curated record. Lineage: Eukaryota; Metazoa; Chordata; Actinopteri; Labriformes; Labridae. The transcript is spliced from 2 exons.